Messenger RNA from Jatropha curcas, 468 nucleotides. Lineage: Eukaryota; Viridiplantae; Streptophyta; Magnoliopsida; Malpighiales; Euphorbiaceae. The record is from RefSeq and is a predicted model, not a curated record.
AUGGAUAGGUACAAUGUGGAUAUUGUGAGUGCCGGAGGGAACGUUAUGAGGAUAACAAAAGCAAUUGCUGCAGGAUUCUUUUUCCACACAGCUAAAAGAGAUCCGCAAGGGGGUUAUCGGACCUUGAUUAACAAUCAGACAUUCUAUAUCCAUCCAAGCAGUGCCCUUUACCGCAGACAACCAGACUGGCUCAUCUACCAUGAAGUAGUAAUGACUACCAAGGAGUACAUGCGUGAGGUAACUGUAAUAGACCCUAAAUGGCUUGUAGAACUAGCAUCAAGAUUCUUCAAGGCUGCAGAUCCAAAGAAUAUGAGUAAGCGCAAACGUCGAGAACGCAUCGAACCUCUUUAUGAUAGAUAUCAGGAACCUAAUUCAUGGCGCCUCAGCAUAACCUUGCAACAGUUUGAGAUUGAUCACAAAGGUCUGUUUCCUCCAUGUGGUGCUCCUAUAUUAAGGCUUGAAUUAUAA